GUCCUUCUAGUUUUUCUGUGUUAUUGCUUUAUUAUUGUAUUGUCCCACCCUCCUUGUCUAUUUUGUCUGCUACUGCUUUUGCUUCACCCGCCUCUCUCCAUCACCUUACUACAACCUCCCUCCAGCCUCUUUUCUUCCACUGAAGCUCUUCUAAUCUCUGACUAGCUCUACACUUCAGCGCAAUGGGAAAGACAGAGCUGUACUCUUUCUAUAAGGGUUUUCUGGACUGUAUUUGCCUCUGCCUCUCUCGGAGCAGCACUGAAACUGCAAGCGAUAAAGAGAGAGACACUGAGAAUGGCCACCUGAUCUACAAAAGUGGGGAUGUCCUGGAAGACAGAUAUGAGAUAGUCAACACUUUAGGUGAGGGUACUUUCGGGAAGGUGGUACAAUGUUUGGACCACAGCAGAGGAGGAAGUCGAAUCGCUCUGAAGAUCAUUAAGAACUUGGACAAAUACAGGGAAGCAGCCAAACUGGAAAUCAAUGUGCUGGAGAAGAUCAGAGAGAGAGAUCCUGACAACAAGCAUCGCUGUGUGCAGAUGCUGGACUGGUUUAACUACUACGGCCACAUUUGCAUCUCUUUUGAGCUGUUGUCUCUCAGCACCUUUGACUUCAUGAAAGCAAACAACUUCCUGCCUUAUCCCAUUAACCAAAUCCGACACAUGGCCCACCAGAUCUGCCACGCUGUCAGCUUUCUUCAUGACAACAAGCUGACUCACACCGACUUGAAGCCUGAGAACAUCCUCUUUGUCAACUCGGACUACUCCCUCAUAUACAACGCUGAGAAGAAGUGCAAUGAGAGGAGAGUAAAUGACACCACAGUGAGGCUCGUUGACUUUGGCAGUGCUACCUUUGACCAUGAACACCACUCUGCCGUCAUUUCCACGCGUCACUACCGAGCUCCAGAGGUCAUACUGGAGUUGGGUUGGAGCCACCCUUGUGAUGUGUGGAGUAUCGGCUGCAUCCUGUUUGAAUACUACGAAGGCUUCACACUGUACCAGACUCAUGACAAUAAGGAGCAUCUUGCUAUGAUGGAGAGAAUACAGGGACCAGUUCCUCAGAGAAUGAUUCAAAGGAGCAGAAAGAAUAAAUAUUUCCACCGUGGUCAUCUUGACUGGAAUGAGUGCUCCAAGGCCGGACGUUAUGUGAAAGCCAAGUGCAAACCAUUAAGGACGUACUUAUUAUCACACGGGACUGAGCACCACCAGUUUUUUAAUCUGUUGGAGAGGAUGCUGGAGUACGAGCCCUCAACACGCAUCUCUCUUUCCUCUGCUCUGUGUCACCCUUUCUUCCUGCCCCUCUAUCAUCCAGGAAGGAGUCAAGUUUGGAGGAACAGCUGUGAUAUGAGCAGAUGACCCUGAAUAGCCACUUACUUACAUUACACAUGAGAACUGUGCCAAUAUGCUUGCAAGUUUUAGUUUCUCAACUACAAAUCAUGUAUACUUUAUAUUACAUCAUUAAAAAAUAAUUUAGUGCACACAGAAGGACAAGUAGAAGAAAGUGUUAAAGAUGUAAGGAGUAAAUUAGUAAAUUAUUGGUUAAUCAUGCCAUGAGUCUUACAGGAAUAUUCACCCGAUAGAGACACUGGUGCUGGUAAAAGAGUGAGAAACAAUAGCUGAAGAUUUGGAUGGAUGUGGUAUGGAGUGGGAUUCCUUAUGAACUCAGUGGAAAGAGCGAUUGGACAUGAGGAUCUGAUAAAACUGAAGGUGACUGGGGUUGAGGUGGGUCGUGUCAAUCAGACACUGAAAUUAAAGCUGAAAACACCAGAGAAAGUAAGAGAUGAUGGGGUGGUGAUGGCCCAGUGGAUAAGACCAUGCCUUUGGUGUGACCCGGG
Molecule: messenger RNA, 1831 nt
Organism: Micropterus dolomieu (smallmouth bass)
Lineage: Eukaryota; Metazoa; Chordata; Actinopteri; Centrarchiformes; Centrarchidae
Gene: clk2b
Product: CDC-like kinase 2b
Exons: 11
Coding region: 183-1352 (389 amino acids)
Biological process (GO): protein phosphorylation; regulation of RNA splicing
Cellular component (GO): nucleus
Molecular function (GO): ATP binding; protein tyrosine kinase activity
Source: RefSeq, a predicted model, not a curated record